AUGUCCUUGAUUUUGUUGCUCGGUUGCAGCGUUGUUGUGCUUGCACAACAGGUCUAUGUCCCCGCCGACGGGCCUACACCGAGGCCUCAAUGCACGGCAACUCAGACUUAUUCCGCCGAAUACACCUCUCCGACCUAUGCUUUCAGCAACUUCUCAUUCACGCAGACCGAGACGGUCCGGACUGCAACUUCGGUCAAGUCUGCGCCAGUCACGACAUAUGCCUCGCCAUACGCAUCGCUCAGCCACCUGGUUCCGGAUCUGAGCACAACAACAUGGGGAAACUGGUACCCCAAUGCCACCGCAACCGCUACAGAUACGGCUGACCCUUACGGACAAGCUGCCUGGUCUGCUCUGUGGGAGCAUGCCAGCCUCGCCAACUUCACCUUCAGGGGUCUUUACUCAACAACCGUCUCUCCAACCCCGGUGCCUACCAGUGAGCUUGUGCUGCCGCCCCCAGACUACUUCACUCCCCAAGACUGUUCUUACUACCCGGACGAUUUCAUGUUUGGAGUCGCAGGCUCUGCUUCUCAAAUCGAAGGGGCCAUUGCAGACGAAGGGAGGUCACCGAGUCUGAUGGAGAUUUUGAUCCCUUCCUCAUCUGGCAAACCUACCAACUACGUCACGAAUGAGAACUAUUAUCUGUACAAGCAGGACAUCGAGCGCCUGGCUGCUAUGGGAGUCAAGUAUUAUUCUUUUACCAUUCCCUGGACUCGAAUCAUGCCCUUCGUGUUCGAGGGAAGUCCCGUCAACCAGCAAGGCCUCGACCACUAUGAUGACCUCAUCAACUUCGUCCUGGAGAAGGGGAUGCAGCCGACCGUCACCCUGAUUCACUUCGACACGCCUCUCCAGUUCUAUGGAAACAACCUGAGCGCCGCUGCAGACCCUCCUCUUAUUGGAUACACCAACGGAGCCUAUCAGAACGAAACAUUCGAGGAUGCAUUUGUGAACUAUGGCAAGAUCGUCAUGACUCACUUUGCUGACCGUGUCCCUGUCUGGUUCACUUUCAACGAGCCCCUCCUGUACUGCAACAACGGCAAGAGUGUAAACACGGUGGUCAAGGCCCACGCUAGGCUCUACCACUUCUACCAUGACGAAAUCAACGGCACGGGCAAGCUCGGCAUCAAGUUCAACGACAACUUUGGUGUGCCCCGCGAUCCCCAGAAUGCGUCGGAUGUGGACGCUGCGAACCACUUCAACGAGUUCCAGCUGGCAACUUUCGCGAACCCUAUUUUCCUCGGCAAGGAUUAUCCCGAAGCCUUCAAGAUGACCAUCCCUGAUUACGUGCCCCUCUCCGAGGAAGACUUGGAGUACAUCGGGGGUACAGCAGAUUUUCUCGGCAUCGAUCCCUACACCGCGACAGUCGUCAGCCCCGCGCCUGAAGGCAUUGCCGUCUGCGCGUCCAACACAUCCGACCCGCUCUUCCCGUACUGCGUCGAGCAAUCCACCCUUACGGCCACCGGCUGGAACAUCGGCUACCGCUCGCAGUCCUACGUCUACAUCACGCCCAAGUACCUGCGCACCUACCUGUCGUACCUCUGGAACACCUGGCAGCACCCCGUCAUGAUCACCGAGUUCGGCUUCCCCGUCUUCGCCGAGGCCGACAAGGAAGACCUUUCGGACCAGCUGUACGACCUGCCCCGCAGCCAGUACUACCUGUCGUUCAUGAGCGAAGUGCUCAAGUCCAUCUGGGAGGACAAGGUCCAUGUGCUGGGCGCGUUUGCCUGGAGUUUCGCUGACAAUUGGGAGUUUGGCGACUAUGAACAGCAGUUUGGCAUUCAGGUCGUGAACCGCACGACGCAGGAGAGGCACUACAAGAAGAGCUUCUUUGAUCUGGUGGACUUCGUGGCGGCGAGGACAAGGUCUUGA
Molecule: messenger RNA, 1866 nt
Organism: Diplodia corticola
Lineage: Eukaryota; Fungi; Ascomycota; Dothideomycetes; Botryosphaeriales; Botryosphaeriaceae
Product: glycoside hydrolase family 1 protein
Exons: 2
Coding region: 1-1866 (621 amino acids)
Biological process (GO): carbohydrate metabolic process
Molecular function (GO): beta-glucosidase activity
Source: RefSeq, a predicted model, not a curated record